Molecule: messenger RNA, 3263 nt
Organism: Manihot esculenta (cassava)
Lineage: Eukaryota; Viridiplantae; Streptophyta; Magnoliopsida; Malpighiales; Euphorbiaceae
Product: heat shock 70 kDa protein 16
Exons: 10
Coding region: 328-2649 (773 amino acids)
Biological process (GO): protein folding
Cellular component (GO): cytosol; nucleus
Molecular function (GO): ATP binding; ATP-dependent protein folding chaperone
Source: RefSeq, a predicted model, not a curated record
AGUUUCCUCUUGAGUUGUACGUAAUGGAUUAAUUUCCUUCCCUAAAACGAUUUCUACAUCUGUAAACAAAGCGGAGAUUUUGUCUCGCUACACCCACUUCACUUUCAUUUCAAUCCUAGGGUUCUUUCUUCAAUUCUCUAGCUUCUUAUCAACUGUAGUGUCCAUAAAUCAGGGGCUGUGAAGGAAUUUUGAGGGAUUUGGCAGCAAGAACUUGAGUCUAUUAAUUGGGAAGCAAGGAGAACCGGUUUAACUUCAGUUAUUUAUUUGUGGGUUGUGGGGUUGUGUUAUUGUUGUCUACUCUAGGAUAUAUGUUCUUGGUGAACUGAAAUGAGUGUGGUUGGGUUUGAUAUUGGUAAUGAAAACUGUGUUAUUGCCGCUGUGAAGCAAAGGGGCAUUGAUGUGUUGUUGAACGAUGAAUCAAAACGUGAAACACCAUCUGUGGUGUGUUUUGGGGAGAAACAGCGGUUUCUUGGGGCUGCUGGUGCUGCUUCUGCUACAAUGAAUCCAAAAUCCACAAUAUCUCAAGUGAAGAGAUUGAUUGGCCGGAAUUUCACAGAUCCUAAUGUUCAGAAUGAGCUAAAAAUGUUUCCAUUUGAAACUUCUGGUGGACAGGAUGGUGGCAUUUUGAUUCGCUUAAAAUAUUUGGGGGAGACAUGUACAUUUACACCAGUUCAGAUCAUGGCAAUGCUCUUUUCACAUUUGAAAGAAGUUGCAGAGAAAAAUUUGGAAAUGCCUGUUGCUGAUUGUGUGAUUGGGAUACCAUCAUAUUUCACAGACUUGCAGAGGCGGGCAUAUUUAAAUGCUGCAACAAUAGCUGGUUUGAAGUCUUUGAGGUUGAUGCAUGACUGUACUGCAACAGCACUUAGUUAUGGGAUCUACAAAACAGAUUUCUCCAAUGCAGGGCCAACAUACAUUGCAUUUGUUGACAUUGGUCAUUGUGAUAUCCAAGUAUCUAUUGUAUCGUUCGAGGCUGGGCAUAUGAGGGUUCUAUCCCAUGCUUUUGAUAGCAAUUUGGGAGGAAGGGAUUUUGAUGAGGUUUUGUUUAGUUAUUUUGCCACACAGUUCAAGGAGAAUUACAAAAUAGAUGUGUAUUCUAAUGUCAGGGCUUGUAUUAGGUUAAGGGCAGCAUGUGAGAAGUUGAAGAAGGUUUUAAGUGCAAAUGCUGAGGCACCUCUACAUAUUGAGUGCUUGAUGGAUGAGAAAGACGUUAAAGGUUUUAUCAAGAGAGAAGAAUUUGAGAGAUUGGCUUCAGAAUUAUUGGAGAGGAUUUGUGUUCCUUGCAAGAAAGCUUUAGCUGAUUCAGGUAUACCAGUGGGGAAGAUACAUUCCGUUGAGCUUGUUGGUUCAGGGUCUAGAAUACCAUCUAUUACUAAGUUGUUAGCUUCUCUGUUUGGGAGAGAACCCAGCCGCACGCUGAAUGCUAGUGAAUGUGUGGCACACGGAUGCGCCCUCCAGUGUGCAAUGCUCAGUCCAGUUUUUCGAGUUAGAGAAUAUGAGGUUCAAGAUUCGUUUCCUUUCUCUAUUGGAUUUUCAUCAGAUAAAGGCCCAAUUGGCACAGGGUCAAAUGGCAUGUUGUUUCCAAAAGGCCAACCUAUUCCAAGUAUCAAAAUUUUGACAUUCCAACGGAGUAGUUUGUUUCGUUUGGAAGCCUUUUAUGCCAAUCAAAAUGAACUUCCCCCUGGCGUACCUUCAAAAAUUAGUUCUUUCACAAUUGGUCCUUUCCCUGGCAGUAUUAAUGAAAACACAAGGAUUAAAGUUAAAGUACAAUUGAACCUUCAUGGCAUUGUCGCCAUUGAGUCAGCUAUGUUGAUGGAAGACCAUGUAGAUGAUUAUGUUAGGAUGGACUAUGCUCAUCCAGAAGUAGACAAAAUGGAGGUUGACACUGCAUCUUUUUCUUCCACAAAGCUUGCAAAUGGUGAUGAGGAUGAUGUGACAAUGCAUGCCAUGUCAUCAGAUCCUUCAGCUGAUGGCAUAACAAGGAAUAGGGCCUGUCAGAGGCUUGAGAUACCUGUUACUGAGAACAUAUAUGGUGGAAUGACUGAGGCUGAACUUUCAGAAGCUAAAGAGAAGGAAUUUCAGUUAGCUCAACGGGACAAACUUGUGGAACAAGCGAAAAACCAGAAAAAUGCCUUGGAAUCCUUUGUUUAUGAGACACGCAAUAAGCUUUUCAACACAUAUCGGAGCUUUGCCAGUGACCCAGAGAAAGAGGGAAUCUCCAGGAGCCUACAGGAGACAGAGGAGUGGCUUUAUGAAGAUGGUGAUGAUGAAACUGAGAAUACUUACACCUCAAAAAUGCAGGAUCUUAGGAAGCUGGUAGAUCCCAUUGAGAAUCGUUAUAAAGAUGCAGAAGCAAGAGCACAAGCUAAACGAGAUUUGUUAAAUAGCAUUGUGGAUUAUCGCAAGUCUGUUGAUUCUCGUCCAACAGAGGAUAGGGAAUUGAUCAUUAAUGAGUGCAAUAAAGCUGAACAUUGGCUGAGAGAGAGAACCCAACAACAAGAUUCUCUACCCAAGAACGCCAAUCCUGUAUUAUGGUCAUGGGAGAUAAAGAGGAGGACAGAGGAGUUGAACUCGAUAUGCAAACAGAUAACGGAAAGGAAGUCUUCUCCGCAAAAUUCAGAGGACAAGAAGGGUCCAGACCUGCAAGUAUAGCUUCAAGUUGUUGAAGACCACUUCGGAAAAGUUCACUUAAAAUUCACACUUCCAACUUACACAAUUAACAGUUUACACAGCCUAUUAUACAAUUUUGAUAUUGGCAGUCUUACAGAAAAAGUAGUAAGACUAUUAAGGAUCCAGUUUUCCUUGGUUUUCAGUGACCUGAUAAUGUGUUGUUACUACUAGGGCAGAUUGUGAGGUGCUCAUAAAGAUGGGUGGCUGCUGUGGCGUUUGACCUAAGCCCUUCAAUACUUAUUUACCUGUUUCAAUGCUUCUGGAUGUACAAAAGAAUUUGAAUUUUUCAUAAUCUUCACUGAUGUAACCGUGUUGCGUGCUUGGUUGAUUGGCAAGUUUGCCGUCUGGAUCUGACUUCUUUCCCUAUUGACAUGGAUACCUUGUUACAUGGGAUGGCUGUUACAUAUUUUCUCAGAAAGUAGAAAAGGCCUUUGAAAGGAAAGCUGCUGCAAAUCCUGGAAGAAGGAAAAUGCAAUCUUGAGUGAAGCACAUGAUUGUUUUUAUUGUUAGCGCUUCUGAUUCGCUUGUUAAACGUGCUAGUUGACUCCCCUCUCAUAAUUGAUUUCUAUAAAGGAACUCAUAUUAAACAGGUUUUA